Messenger RNA from Chinchilla lanigera (long-tailed chinchilla), 3800 nucleotides. RefSeq names its product transmembrane protein 229B (gene Tmem229b). The record is from RefSeq and is a predicted model, not a curated record. The transcript has 3 exons. The coding region runs from base 360 to 854 and encodes 164 amino acids. NCBI's taxonomy places the organism in Eukaryota, Metazoa, Chordata, Mammalia, Rodentia, Chinchillidae.
GGCGGCUUGGCUGUAGAAGGCGGUGAGAAGCAGAGCUCUGGUGUCACAUUUUGGGCCAAUCCAAACCUGACCUCCGAAAGAUCCUCUGGGCUUCCUGCCUGCACUGCUGAGGCCACCUAGGGCAGGAUCCCUGUUGCUCCUGCAGGCGGGGUGUGCUGAGGGACACAUGGAAACCGCCGCCCACCAACCAAGGAUCAGCUGAAUCCUGGAGCUGAUGCUUGCCCACACUGCUGAGAACGGUACCGAGGCCCAGUCUGGCACCAGGACGGAGGUUAAGCUGGGACACUCCUGCACAGGGAUCCUGAUGUCUAUUCUGAGCCACACACGCAAAGCUGUGAUAACAGGCCCCAGCCAGCGCCAUGGCUUCUGCGGAGCCCCUGACGGCGCUGUCCCGCUGGUACCUGUACGCCAUCCACGGCUACUUCUGCGAGGUGAUGUUCACGGCGGCCUGGGAGUUCGUGGUGAACUUUAACUGGAAGUUCCCGGGCGUCACGAGCGUGUGGGCCCUCUUCAUCUACGGCACCUCCAUCCUCAUCGUGGAGCGCAUGUACCUGCGCCUGCGGGGCCGCUGCCCGCUCCUGCUGCGCUGCCUCAUCUACACGCUCUGGACCUACCUGUGGGAGUUCACCACCGGCUUCAUCCUGCGCCAGUUCAACGCCUGCCCCUGGGAUUACUCCCAGUUCGACUUCGACUUCAUGGGCCUCAUCACCCUGGAGUACGCCGUGCCCUGGUUCUGCGGGGCGCUCAUUGUGGAGCAGUUCGUCAUCCGCAACACCCUUCGCCUCCGCUUUGACAAGGACGCCGAGCCCGGCGGCCCCGUGGCCCUGGCCAAUGGCCAUGUCAAGACUGACUGAGUAGGGAGGUGGGUGGGGGAGGGCUGGGGGUCUCGCGCGGAAGCCAUGGACAAAGGGACCAAGCUGGCAGCGUUGCCCGUUCUAUUUAGCACAGCCCUGCCCCAGGAGGGCGCACACAGCCCCAUACCCUCCGUGGGGGGGUGGUGUUGGGGGCCCAGGUGUCGAGGCUACAGAGGGACACUGGGAAGGGUCCCUGGAUCCCCAGCGCCCGGGGCUGGCGGCAGGAGCCGUGUGGCUGGGCAAUGCCUGGACUGCAUGAUGACCUAGGAAGCGACAGGUCCUGUCCUGACUGGGGCACACUGCCCGUGGGCCGAAGGUGAGAGACCAGGUCCGCCGAGGUUUUGGGCUGCUGCUGCGGCCCCCUCCCUCCCUCUCACCCGGACUUAGCUGGGCUUUGGCUGGUUCCGUUCGGCAAUAUUCAGGUGCUUGCUUGCAACCAAUACCUCCCCGGGGGCCUGCUGAGCUGCAGCCUAAGAGAGGCCCUGCAGCCGCCCAGCUGCACGGCAGGAGUGCUGGUCUGCAGGCGCUGGGAACCUUCCCCUGGCUCUGCUCCCCUCCCCCAGGGCCCACGCUGCUCCCUUGGCCUUCUGGGGGCCCCCGUGGUGCUGGAAUUCCCACCAACCUUGGGCUUUUGGAGGUUUCAGUCCCCGUGUGUUCGGUGGUGUUUCCCCCUUUCUGCCUUUACCACUAGCAGCCCUUAUCCGUGUCGGUCACCACCCCUGCCCCAUCCCCAGCUCCCUAGCCCACAGGGCGGCAGCCGGGGCGGAGCCCUGAGACAGACCCUGCCGGCCCUCUUGCGGCCUCCGCUCCUCCCGCUGGCCUGAUGGCUGGGAGGGCCUGAGUUCGGCCUCCCCAGCUCUGGUCUGGUGGACUCUUGGCAGUGUCCCACCGCUGCAAGGACCCUGCUCAAAGCAAAUAGUGGCCCCCAGAGCACAGUUGGCCCAAGGGGCAAAUAAGUACAAUGGGGAGAGAGGCAGAGCUCUAGACCCUAUUUGCCUCUCCUGGUUUAUUUUCAAGCCAGUGGGGCAAAGUAGCUUUCUAGGGGAUGGAGGGUCGCCAGGGCUGGAGCUCCGUGGAGGAUGAGAAAGAAAAAGAGGACCAGGGAAGGCGCUUUGGAGCCUUCCUCACGGGAAGAAGGGGUCCGUUCUGGUUCUACCAUGGCCCCAGCUCUGCAGCGAAACCUCAGGGCUGCCCCUCCCCCUGCCCGUCCUGGCAAGGCUGACCCUUUGAGCUUGCGCCUCAAGUAGUGUUACCCUGCCGCACUCGUGGUCAUCUUCCUCCUAGUGGUCUCCCUUUCCCCGUGACCGGUCUGUCUGGCUCCAUCCGCCACCCUCCACAGGGAGGGACCCAGCAAAAAGUGGACCACCCUGCCGGACAUGGUCUCCUCUUGACCACACUAGGACUGAGGUAGGAAUUAGCCUUCCCUUUCUUGUAGAGCAUUAAAAAGUGACAGUACCACCUGCGGAGCAUCUCCUCUUCCUUGUUGGCUGCUACACCUGGAGUGGAUGCCAGCACCAGCCAGGUAACAGCACCAGGUGACAGAUGCGACCUGAGAGAAGAGAAAGGCUUAGACACCCAGCUUCUAGUGGCGUUUUCCUGCCGCUCCAAGCCUCGGGGAAGGAGGCUUGGCGUUUUCCCAGCCGUUUCCUGAGCCGGCUUCUCCAGUGGCAAACUCCGGUCUGUGGCGGCUCACCCUGCCUACCUUAGAUUUUGUUAAGGCCUCAGUCACAGGGCUUUGAGGACUGCGGAGUGUCAGGGGUGGAUUGCUUUCCGCCUUUAGGUGGGAGGAGUCCCUCUUCCUGCUGGGCCGUCAGCUCCUUGGUACCUUCCCGUAGCUCCAUGUUGCCAGUCGUCUGUGCCCUGACAACCCCCCCCCCCCGUCACCCACCUUCACAUCCCCCUUCUACGAAGGAACCCAGUCGCCAGCUUGCUGAGGUUGCCCAGAAGAAGACCUCCUGAGCUGUCAGCCACGGUGUGGCCUUCAGCGGCCUGCCUGGCUGCGCUCCUGCUGAUGUGGCCUGUGUGGGCAUUCCCAGGCACCGUUUCCUCUCCGGGCCCUGCAGGUCCCAAGUGCGAGAGUUCCUGGAGUGAACGUGCAUGCCUGGCAGCGUUCUGCAUUGUGGUCCUCCUUCAUCUAGGUGCCCUGUUGCCCCAGCGGCCCUUCAUAGGGCGAAGAGCCCCCAGCUCAGGGAGGCUGCGGCCUGUGACCUGACCCCAGGACCUACAGGUUCGGAUGUCACGAGAGGCAGCCAGACGUCAAACUCGUGUUUUUUGUGGUAUCUUCAGAGCCCCGAUCCCUUAGUGCCCAGGGCUCAGGUCCGGAGUAACUCCAGCCGGCCAGGCCGUGGGGCUGCUGGCAGGGAGCGUGCUGGCUGCCGCUGAGCCCCUGGCACCCUGCGCCUCUGUGCUGGCCGUGGCAGCUCUGUGAGCCGCAGAGCGCAAGUGUGCUGCCCUGCAUGGUUCAGCUGCUUGGGACGUCCGCCAGGCUUCCUGUGCCCUGUCCCCUCCUCAAUGCCACUGAGUUUCAAUGGCCCUUGCUUAUUCUUAGCAAUAAUACCUGGGGAGUGCCCACGACGCCCUUUUGCCCUGGUCCCCGCUCUACAUGGGUCUCCCGGGCAGGCCACUGCUGAGUGGGACGACUCGUGCGAGGACCUGCACUUAUGAAGCUCUGGGCUGUGCAGACACUCGCGCGGGCAGGCAGGUACAGGGGACGUCAGCCCUUGAGCUGUGACGGAGGCAGGGAGAGAGCCGUCCAUCCUGAAGCUGCCCAGACCUGGAGGCGCUGCAGGCCCCAGCUUUGAAAUGGGUGGACUGUCUUCCAAUCCGGCGGCUCUCGAGAAAGACACACGACUGGCUUGUGUGUGCAUUGCCUGCUGUGUCUCCAUUGGUCUCUGUCUCUUCCUUUUCAUAUGUGUGCACAUAAAAUAUACCGGUGUUCAUGUUCCA